AUGCAGGAAUUGUCUGGUGGGCCACGUCCGGUAGCAAAUGAACGCAAUGAGAGUUUGGUUGGGUUUCUCAAACACUUGGGUACAAGCUAUGGUGGACAGGUGCAGCUUGAGAUUGACGAGUUUCUUGGGGGGCUCGAGAGUGACUCUGAUGGCGACACGACAUCCCCACAAACGAUGCCUGAGCAAGUCGGCAGCAGAGAACGAUCUGGCACGAACGAAACAGAACUCGUCUGUCCCCAUAUCGCUGCCCCCAAUUUCAACAAUGAUGUCCACACCGUUGCCGGAUCCAUCGUGACAUACUCGGCAAUACCGAUCCAACAGCAACAGCGAGUCUUCGCCAACCCUCCGAAGAUGGCAAAAGCGAAAGGAUAUGACAGCAGACUCACUUGUAAUACCGUGUUGAAGCGAUGCAAUACCAAAGCCUACUAUCCUCUCCCCAUCCCCGUAUCAACCUCCACAGCCCCACAAUGUUUCAAAACCCGCCCCCAAACAGCCUUCCCCUCAAUCUCACCAACGGUCAGCGGCCACAAUACCCUCCCCGCACCAUCCUCCCACCCAAUCGGUCUCACACCACCAAAAGCAUCUUCAUACUCCGGCGCCGCACUCAUAUUCCCCGAAUCCACCGUCGUCAUCGCAACGCGCCGUGAGUGCCACGCCGUCGCCGCCUCGGUUUCGGUAAUCAUGUUCAGCGCAGCUUUGGACAUGUUGCCUUGCGGUUUGGUGGGCGUUGAGGACGAUGGGGAUUUGGCGCAGCCCAUUAGUGAGAAUAAUUCGCGGAUAAGGAUGAGCGGGCAGAAGCUGUUUACGCUGUGGGCGCAUAUGAUGUCCUCGUAG
Molecule: messenger RNA, 834 nt
Organism: Parastagonospora nodorum SN15
Lineage: Eukaryota; Fungi; Ascomycota; Dothideomycetes; Pleosporales; Phaeosphaeriaceae
Exons: 6
Coding region: 1-834 (277 amino acids)
Source: RefSeq, a predicted model, not a curated record